AUCGAGGAAUCCGAAGACUCUUGGCCCUCUCGCAAGAAUGUUGUUUCUUGCGCCGGUGUUUGCCGCAACUGGCGCGAAAUCGUCAAAGAGAUCGUCAAAGUUCCUGAGCUCUCCAGCAAAUUGACUUUUCCCAUCUCCCUCAAGCAGCCGGGUCCAAGGGGCUCACUUGUUCAAUGCUAUAUCAUGAGAAACCGCAGCAACCAAACUUACUAUCUCUACCUCGGCCUCAACCAAGCAGCAGCUUCCAAUGAUGAUGGAAAGUUCCUUCUUGCUGCCAAGAGGUUUCGGAGGCCAACUUGCACUGACUACAUCAUCUCCUUAAACUGUGAUGAUGUCUCGAGAGGAAGCAGUACCUAUAUCGGAAAGCUCAGAUCUAACUUCCUGGGGACCAAGUUCACUGUCUAUGAUGCUCAGCAGACGAAUCCUGGAGCUCAGGUUACCAAAACCCGUUCAACCCGGCUUCUCAGCUUGAAACAAGUGAGCCCGAGGCUUCCCUCUGGCAACUACCCUGUAGCACAUAUCUCCUAUGAGCUUAACGUCUUGGGUUCCAGGGGACCGAGGAGGAUGCAGUGUGUAAUGGAUGCCAUCCCUGCCUCAGCGGUAGAACCUGGAGGAACAGCUCCAACUCAGACGGAGCUUGUCCACAGCAAUCUCGAGAAUUUCCCCUCGUUCUCCUUCUUCAGGUCCAAGUCAAUCCGGUCAGAGAGUCUCCCUCCUGGUCCUGCGCAGAAGGAAGGACUGCUUGUCCUGAAGAACAAAGCGCCCAGAUGGCACGAACAGCUCCAGUGCUGGUGCCUCAACUUCAAUGGGAGAGUCACCGUGGCUUCCGUCAAAAACUUUCAGCUCGUGGCUGCUCCCGAGAACGGACCUGCCGGGCCUGAGCACGAAAACGUGAUUCUCCAGUUUGGGAAAGUCGGCAAAGAUGUGUUCACAAUGGAUUACCAGUACCCUAUCUCUGCCUUCCAGGCCUUCACCAUUUGCCUCAGCAGCUUCGACACCAAGAUUGCGUGUGAA
Messenger RNA from Thlaspi arvense, 1014 nucleotides. Lineage: Eukaryota; Viridiplantae; Streptophyta; Magnoliopsida; Brassicales; Brassicaceae. The record is from the annotation of a GenBank genome assembly.